Acanthosepion pharaonis is the source of this 699-nucleotide messenger RNA. Lineage: Eukaryota; Metazoa; Mollusca; Cephalopoda; Sepiida; Sepiidae. The record is from the annotation of a GenBank genome assembly.
AUGUUUACUGCUUUUCUUUCUUUCUUUCAACUUUCAUUUAUCUAUCUACAUAUUCCAUAUCUAUCUAUCUAUCUAUCUAUCUAUCUCUAUCUAUCUAUCUAUCUAUAUCAGGUAAGUUCUCCCUUUAUCUAUCUAUCUAUCUUAUAUAUCUAUCUAUCUAUCUAUCUAUCUAUCUAUCUAUCUAUCUAUCCAUCUGUCUCCUAUCUAUCCUAUGUCUAUCUGCCUUAUCUAUCUAUCUAUCUAGCUAGCUGGCUAGGCUAUUCUAUCUGCCUAUUCUUCUAUUUAUAUCCAAGUCUCUCUUUAUCUAUCUAUUCAUUCUAUCUAUCUAUCUAUCUAUCUGUACAUAUCUGUCUAUCAUCUAUCUAUCUAUCUAUCUAUCUAUCUAUCUAUCUAGUGCCUUUAUCUAUCUAUCUAUCUAUCUAUCUAUCUAUCUACGUCUAUCUAUAUGUCUGUCCUUAUCUAUCUAUCUAUCUAUCUAUCUCUAAGUCUGACUUUAUCUAUCUAUCUAUCUACGUCUGUCUAUCUAUCUAUCUAUCUAUCUAUCUAUCUAUCUAUCUCUUCAGACAAAUCUUCUAUAUUCUUUUGCUUGCUUCAAUCACUUGUUUAUUUUUCUCUUUCAUUUUUAAAUCCUCUUCUUUCUUUCUUUCUUUCUUUCUUUCUUUCUUUCUUUCUUUCUUUCUUUCUUUCUUUUUUUUCUGA